Messenger RNA from Acipenser ruthenus (sterlet), 2561 nucleotides. Its product is annotated as tRNA methyltransferase 10 homolog C-like. Gene Ontology annotation, molecular function: tRNA binding. The transcript has 2 exons. Lineage: Eukaryota; Metazoa; Chordata; Actinopteri; Acipenseriformes; Acipenseridae. The record is from RefSeq and is a predicted model, not a curated record. The coding region runs from base 269 to 1642 and encodes 457 amino acids. Gene Ontology annotation, biological process: positive regulation of mitochondrial translation; mitochondrial tRNA 5'-end processing. Gene Ontology annotation, cellular component: mitochondrion; nucleus; nucleoplasm.
UUCAUUUAAUUUAAAUUAUGAGGGUAAAACAACACGAGGUUCUGAAGAUAUUUGAUGUAUAAUUAACUUAUCCUGUGAUUAAGCACCUCUUGACACCAAGAGUUCCGUCGGUGUCAGAUUCCUUUAGUUUGGGGGAACGUAAUUCGGGUUACACAAUAAUCAUUAUGACCUUUUCGUGGAGCUGACAGCAUGGAUGCAGCAAGUCGUCAGUAUUCAGAAUCAGUGUAAUCUACCAAACAAAGCUUUUUGAUUUCAGAACAAGUGCAUAAUGAGGUUCCUAAACACGCAACUCGUGAACGUUCUCCGGAGGCAGUGCAUUACACAGACACCAGUCCUCACGCAGAGGGAGGGGAGCUGGCUGAUGACGCGCUGCCUCAAAACCCUGCUGUUGUCUUCUUCACCGCCUUGCCGUGCUCUGUCCACAGCCCAGCGUUUGAGGAAAGAAGCUUCCCAGCCAAGCACUGACAAACUGGACCUGGACCUCUGGAAAUCAGUGAUGAAGUCUGGAGACGACAGCGCAGUGGUGACACAAGCAGAGGAAAGCGCGGAGGCCUCCCCUCUGGGUGCAAUGCGGGAUCUGGUGGAGAUGUGGCGACAGGCUGGCAAGCUGGUCCCGGAAAACAUGACAGAGGAGGAGCUGCAGACCCUGGAGGAACUGUCUACCAAGUCAUCCAGAAAGAAGUACCUGAAGUACCUUGCCCUCAAAGAGGGCCACAAGAAGGCACGCAAAAAGAAGCAGGAGAAAAAGAAGCAGGAGAGAGCUGAGGAUGCUAAGGGCAGUGGGGAGGAUGAGGAAGAGGACGGGAGCCGCAUGAAGAACACCUUCCUGCUCCAGUUCUGGCAGCGCUCCAUAGACGCCCUCUACAACUGGAGGGCGGCCCAGGCCAUGCAGUUUGGACAGUCCCUGGUGUUCGACAUGAGCUACGACCGCUAUAUGACCCGCAGAGAGAUCGAGAACACAGUCUCCCAGCUCUUGGAGUGCGAAGGCUGGAACCGGAGGGCCCUGGACCCUUUCCACCUCCACUUCUGCAACUUGAAGGUGGAGGCUGCCUAUCACAAGGAACUUAUCAAACGCUACAGCGGGGCCUGGGACAGACUGCUUGUGAGCGCCACAGACCGGCCACACCAGGAAGUGUUUCCCAGGGAAAAGCUGGUCUACCUGACAGCAGACUCGCCCCACGUGCUAAAGACUUUCGACCAUGAUAAGGUCUACAUUGUAGGGGCCAUGGUGGAUAAGUCCAUCCAGACCGGCCUUUCCCUGGCUAAUGCCAAGCGGCUCAAUCUAGCCACUGCCCGGCUCCCAUUGGACGAGUACCUACUCUGGGAUUCGGGGGCCAAAAAUCUGACCCUGGACCAGGUGAUUCGUAUUCUACUGACGAUCAAAGACACUGGGAGCUGGGAGAAGGCUCUGCGCUUUGUUCCCAGUAGGAAACACGAAGGGUUUUACAAGCCGCAGCAAAGUGAACACAAGCACUGGGGGAAAGCGGAGGCUCGCAGGGACAACAGCAGAACACAAGCUGCUUUCGUCAGGCAUCAGGCCUUUAAUCCCAAAAUGCAACAGACACUUCUUAAGGACAGCAGGUCAGGGGAAACUGCCGGCAAAUCCAAGGGGAAAAAGAAUUGGUGGGAAGAGGAAGACUGAACUUAAUAAACUUGCUGAACUGUUGCAUUGCAGAUCAAGAUGUACAUGUUGGCCAAAAUGAUUUGAUGCAUAAAUAAAUGUUAAUUUUAGAGGGCUGAACGAUUUGGAAGUGUGUAUUUCCAUCAAAGGGUAUCCAGGUUUCUGAGAAAUAUGCCUCCUCAUUGAAUCAGUUCACUAUUGAUGAGACUUCACAGGUUUUCCAGGCAAUAACCAGGUUUGUUUUCAUUUGCUAUCAGGACUCCCCUUCCUGGAUUAAGUGUUUUAUUAAAACUCAACAAGGCAAAUGUUGGAAAAUCGUUCCACAGUUUUCAAUAGACUAUAGGCUAACUUAUGUGCACCCUAAGUAGUUUAUUUCCACUUACUCCUUUUAGAAAAACCCAUGCACUAGAACAAAAGUAGCGUAAAACUCUGGGAUAUAAUGUUGACAAUCCAUAAAGAACAAAAUAAAAAAAACUACAGCAUUGAACACCAAAAAAAAACCAUAUAUCCUUGCAUAAAUAAAGAGAUCUUUCUCUUUCCAAGAAAACCUAUUCUGUUCUCUUCUUGGUAAGUGAACUGUUGAUACAUUUCCAUAUGAAGAUUGUGGGUACUUCACAGUGUACCUUUCAGGGAUUGGCUGACCUGUCAGCAUUCUCAGGCAGAAAACCUCCUCGCUAUCUCUGUUGGAACUCAAAAUAGUAGUGGGUUAGCACACUAGAGCUACAUUCCCAUCUGUUGCUAUUUGCUCAAACAAUCUAGACACAUUCUCAAGAGUUAAUUACUUGAAUGUGAUAAUUCAGCCAGUUAUCUAAUCAAACCUACAGAGAUUUCCUUACAGAGCAUACAGAAGGUAUCAAAACGGUACAGAUUGUGUCCCGUCACACACCAGUGUUAUGCCCAUGGCUAACAUUCAAGUUGCUCUAUGAUUAAAGCAAAUUAU